Messenger RNA from Aedes aegypti (yellow fever mosquito), 1586 nucleotides. RefSeq names its product adenylate kinase (gene Ak2). Gene Ontology annotation, biological process: ADP biosynthetic process. Lineage: Eukaryota; Metazoa; Arthropoda; Insecta; Diptera; Culicidae. The transcript has 3 exons. Bases 196 to 921 code for a protein of 241 amino acids. Gene Ontology annotation, molecular function: AMP kinase activity; ATP binding. Gene Ontology annotation, cellular component: cytoplasm; mitochondrion. The record is from RefSeq and is a predicted model, not a curated record.
CCACCGGUUUUGAUCUCGUUCGUUCGGUUCGUUCGUGCUCACAGUCGUUUGCCUGGUGCCGUUUUGGAAGUGCUAAACUCGCGUGAGUCGUCUCUUCCGGAUUAUCAAGAGUGUGCUUUUAUUUGCCAGCGCUUCUGCUAAACGAUCUUCGAGUUUGCCACUUACGCUUGCUUGUAACUUUACACCGUUCGAAAGAUGGCCCCAAAUGCAGCAGCCGUAGCCCCGAAACCGGAACAGGAGCAAGCCACCGGAAUUAACGCGAUCCUGUUGGGACCACCCGGCUCGGGCAAGGGAACUCAGGCUCCGCUGCUGAAGGAAAAGUUCUGCGUGUGUCACCUGUCCACCGGAGACAUGUUGCGCGCGGAAAUUGCCGCUGGCUCAAAACUGGGCGCCCAGCUCAAAAAGGUCAUGGACGAGGGCAAGCUUGUGUCCGACGAUCUGGUGGUGGACAUGAUCGAUUCCAACCUUGACAAACCAGAGUGCAAGAACGGAUUCCUGUUGGACGGUUUCCCUCGCACGGUGGUGCAAGCCGAAAAAUUGGACGAUUUGCUGGAGAAGCGCAAAACCGGAUUGGACGCCGUUGUGGAGUUCGGAAUCGACGACAGUCUGCUGGUGCGUCGUAUCACCGGUCGUUUGAUCCACCAGGCCAGUGGACGAUCAUACCACGAAGAAUUUGCCCCACCGAAGGUCGCGAUGACCGAUGACGUGACCGGAGAGCCAUUGAUGCGCCGAAGUGACGAUAAUGCUGCAGCGCUGGUCAAACGUCUCGAAGCCUACCACAAACAGACCAAACCCCUGGCCGAUUACUAUGCCCUGCGCGGACUGCACUUCCGGGUCGACGCCGCUCAAAGUGCGUCCCGAGUGUUUGAGAACAUUGAUAGCAUCUUCACCAGCCAGCGGAAAGCGCGGAUGGGACUGUAAGAAUCGAUGACGACGCAUUUAUUGGUGUAAAGGUCAGUUUUUGUUGCGCGUUUGAGUUUGUGAUUAUCUUGUUUUAUCAUGCCACCUGAGAUAUGUGUAACCGACGGAAUAUCCACAACAACCAUCGAACUACCUUAACUAUUAGUACUACUACUACUACGACAGCAGAGAUCGUAACUAGAAGCGGACCGAGACGGAAACGUUAUUAUUCUGCCUAAAGUGACUACUUCAAAUGUACCGUCUUGUUCCUUCCGCUGAAGCCGCCUAGGAUUUAUAAUUGUAGAACGUUUGUAAACCAUUCCUACAAACAUACACACAAAGUAAUCAAUUACCGAUGACGCUAUCAAAAGUAGAUAAACGAAAGUAAACUCUAUUUAGGAAAACCGACUUGCUUUAGUAUUUUAAAGGAUAAUAAUUUGAACAAAUGUUGAGAAAAAAUAUAAAACAUGGCAUACAGAAAUUGUCCAUAAUCGAGCGAAAGAACAUAACAGAAAAGACCCCCUAGCUGGUACAAGUGAGCCAAGCGAUCUCAAUCAACGAGGCUGGAGUAGGUGACAAGCAAAUUGGCUCUGCAAUAAAUCGUAUUUUAAAUUUUUAAACAUUGAUAUGGUGCAUCAUAGGCGAGGAAAAAGUAGACGAGUAAAGGGAUAACUGUGGUAAAAACA